This is a messenger RNA of Oncorhynchus gorbuscha (pink salmon), 5027 nucleotides long. Its product is annotated as polypeptide N-acetylgalactosaminyltransferase 2-like. The transcript has 16 exons. The record is from RefSeq and is a predicted model, not a curated record. Lineage: Eukaryota; Metazoa; Chordata; Actinopteri; Salmoniformes; Salmonidae. Gene Ontology annotation, cellular component: Golgi apparatus. Bases 147 to 1829 code for a protein of 560 amino acids.
UGUUGGCUGUUUCCUGCUUUUUCUGCUGGACUGCCAAAACUGCACUGAAUAUUGCUCGUCGAUAGCAGGCACACAGCUCGGAUAUAGGACGCUUUAAUCAAAGCAUAAGGCUAUCGGACAUUUAUUUCACAUUCAAACAGACAGCAAUGCGAAGGAAAUCGAGAAUGUUACUAUGCUUCGCGAUCCUCUGGGUGCUUGGCAUAGCAUAUUAUUUCUAUUCGGGAACAACGUUAAAUCGAAAGGAUGACUGGAAUGCUAUUGACUCAUCAAAUCAGGCCCAGGUCCACCGCAACGCAGAUGACCAAACCCACAGCCUGGAGACACUACCCUCAGGCAAGGUGAGAUGGCAAGACUUUGACCAGGACCUAUAUGUUGGUGCGACGGUGGUGCGGCCAGGGCAGGAUCCCUACGCCCGCAACAAGUUCAACCAGGUGGAGAGUGACAAGCUGAGGAUGGACCCCGGAGUCCCUGACACCAGACAUGACCACUGCCGGCAUAAACAGUGGAAGACAGAGCUGCCUGCUUCUAGUGUGAUCAUCACUUUCCACAAUGAGGCCCGCUCGGCUCUGCUCCGCACCGUGGUCAGUGUUCUUAAGAAGAGUCCCCCCCACCUUGUCAAGGAGAUAAUCCUGGUUGAUGAUUACAGUGACAACCCUGAAGAUGGAGCCUUGUUGGGGAGAAUUGAGAAGAUCCGGGUUCUUCGAAACGAUCGACGAGAAGGUCUGAUGAGAUCGCGGGUGAGAGGGGCCGACACAGCCAUUGCCAGUGUUCUCACCUUCCUGGACAGCCAUUGCGAGUGUAAUGAGCACUGGCUGGAACCACUCCUGGAAAGGGUGGCAGAGGACAAAACGCGUGUUGUUUCCCCCAUCAUCGACGUCAUCAACAUGGACAACUUCCAGUAUGUAGGCGCCUCGGCCGAUCUCAAAGGAGGAUUUGAUUGGAAUCUGGUCUUCAAGUGGGACUAUAUGACUGUGGAGCAGAGGAGGGUGCGUCAAGGAAACCCCACUGCUCCAAUCAAGACUCCUAUGAUUGCCGGCGGCCUCUUUGUCAUGGACAAGGACUACUUUGAGUUGCUGGGGAAGUACGACAUGAUGAUGGAUGUGUGGGGUGGAGAGAAUCUGGAGAUCUCUUUCCGAGUGUGGCAGUGUGGCGGUAGUCUAGAGAUCAUUCCCUGCAGUAGAGUGGGCCACGUCUUCAGGAAGCAGCACCCAUAUACCUUCCCUGGGGGCAGUGGCACUGUGUUUGCUAGGAACACGAGGCGAGCAGCAGAGGUGUGGAUGGAUGAGUUCAAGAACUUUUACUACGCCGCUGUGCCCUCGGCCCGAAACGUGCCUUACGGCAACAUUCAGAGCAGGAUGGAGAUGAAGAAGAGGCUUGGCUGCCAGCCAUUCAAGUGGUACUUGGAGAAUGUGUACCCUGAGCUGCGGGUCCCUGACCAUCAGGACAUUGCCUUCGGAGCUCUGCAGCAGGGAGGGAACUGCUUAGACACUCUGGGACACUUUGCAGACGGAGUGGUGGGGGUCUACGAAUGCCACAAUGCUGGGGGAAAUCAGGAAUGGGCACUGACCAAGGACAAGUCAGUGAAGCACAUGGACCUGUGUCUGACGGUGGUGGAUCGCACUGCUGGCUCACAAAUCAAAAUGCAGGGCUGCAGGGAAAACGACAGCAGACAGAAAUGGGAGCAGAUUGAGAGCAACUCAAAGCUGCGGCACGUUGGCAGCAACCUGUGCCUGGACAGCCGCAGCGCACGUAAUGGGGGGCUGACAGUGGAGGUGUGCAGCCCCAACCUCAACCAGCAGUGGAAGUUCACACUCAACCUCCAGCCCUAGAGAGAGAGAGAGAUGGACAGACAAACAGAGAGAGAGUGUAUCCCCCACCAGCACCACAUCCUCUCCUCCCCGGAGCCAAACAGACUAGAGCCACCUAUUACCAACACACACACACAGACGGACGGACAGACUGAGGUCCCCGGAGGGGCCACAACACACAGAGGGAAGCAGGAUAUUGAAACUACAGACUACCAAGUGGGAUGAUGAUGCUGAUUUUAAUGUUGGUGGUGGUGAUGAUGAUAAUGCUUUCCCUCUAACUAUAUACCUCAGCAUUUCAUCUUUAGUCCCCCUCUUUGCAAUGUGAGAAAGUCAUUUUUCUUAUUACAGGCGAAAGAAACUUUCUGGAUGUUUUUUUUAUUUUGUGCGUGUCCUUUGUUCUCUCUUUCCACUGAAGUUCUGAAAUGGAUAAGACUAUUAAUUAGUCGUUUUUCUCUCUCUAGUAAUCUGUCAUUGAAUGUAAAAGACAUAUUCUACAGAGAUUCCCUGACUAGACAUACUGGCCAGGAAGAAAGUGGAUUGUCUCAGCUGGUUUUGGCCCCUUAAAGUCCUGCUGGUAGAAGGGAAAAAUGACUCUAUGCACUGUUCCUCUCGUUCACUCAAACGCCUCUCUCCUGAUUGGUGGACUGCUCUGCCAGAGUUGAAAAGAGAUUUAAGAAAAUUAACAAUUUACAGAGUUUUCAUUCUGCUCCUGUCACGCGUGUUGUAAGAAGGUAGGUCAUCCGAUCAGAAGUGUUCUCUUCGCAGGCCUCUCAUGGAUACUGGUGGGGCCAGGAGUUGUCGAGGGUGUGGAUGUAUCGCUGCUGAAUCGUCACAGAUUGUAGCACUGGCUGCUACGGCUCCUCAGUGUUUGUCCCCUUUGUACAUCACAAUUGAAUGGAACCCCCCCAACAAAAUAAUUUUAUAUAUAUAUAUAUAUAUUCAUUAUGUUUUUCUUUAUAUUUCUUUGUACUAUUGUUGCAUUCUGACAGUUCUCUUGUGAGUAAAAACAAAUCUACUUACUUUCAAAAAAAAAAAAAAAAGUUGUCCUUUUCAGUGUCGGUGUUACCAUUACAUCCAAAUCAGUAUUGGUGAAGAGUUUAUUACAGGGUGAUGUUGGAACCAUCAUUUCCAUUCUCAGAAGUCGACAAGUGUUGUCUCACACAGUGUAUGUAUUUGUGAUUUGACAUUUUAGAAAAUGCCACUUGUUCAGCGCGCUAAGUGACAGACAGCAUGUACGCGGUACAGGGCGAGGCCUUGCUGCAUGUUAUACCAAUACUUCUACGGCUUUUUUCUCCUACAGUUUCUCUUUCUGUCCAUUUGUUUCUCGACAUUACUCGCAUGCUUUGUGAAUGAUGUCUUUGCCUUUUUUGAUAUCCAUCCCAUUUAAAAGAGAAUGUGUCUGUGUGCUAGUGAACAGCUUUCAACAGGUUUCUUGAAGGAGGGCAGGUCAUUCGGCUAUAGUUAACUGCACUCACAAGGGAGAAAAGCAAUAAGAUGUUCCUAUUUCAAUGUCAUUGUUGUGCAUUUAGCAUCUGCUUCGGGACCAUUCUGAUUUGGUUUCUACAUGUAGCUUGUGAUAUGUGGUACUUUAAACAUUACUGUUUGUUUCUGAGGGGCAGCAGAACCCACCUUUAAUGUGAUGGCCCAAGGAGCCUAUAACGACUUAUGAAAGCAACAAUUAAUCCACUGAUGUGACAUUGGUUUUGUCUCGUGGGGGUUCCCCUGAUAUCAAUGGAGAUUAAUUUAUUCUAGAAUAGCAAAUUACUUAUUAUUUUGUAAGCCCUCCAUUAUAUAUGCAUACAAUUUACCAUAAGAAAUCUGUGUAAGUCCUACACAUCAAUCCCUGUGUGUUCUACACCAUUCUGGUCAAACUUCCUGAUACAAAAGGAAUCUCCAACCAUCAGUACAGAAAUGAGCAUCACAGCGACGGAGCAUAUGCAGCAGUCCCUAUUUGACACUUGUGGAAAAGGUAUUGCAUUUAAAAAAUGCCAAAGAGAGGUGUCCCACAGUAAGAGAGGUGUCCCACAGUAAGAGAGGUGUCCCACAGUAAGAGAGGUGUCCCACAGUAAGAGAGGUGUCCCACAGUAAGAGAGGAAACAGACCAUAAUAUUUUAUUUGCAGUUCAGAAUGUGAGAUCCGUGUGAGAGCAGGACUAUGAAAUCAUGAGAUGAGUUGGGGGUUGUAACCCCCCCCUUAUGAGAUGAGUUUGGGGUUGUAACCUCCCGUGUGAGAUGAGUUGGGGGUUGUAACCUCCCGUGUGAGAUGAGUUUGGGGUUGUAACCUCCCGUGUGAGAUGAGUUGGGGGUUGUAAACUCCCGUGUGAGAUGAGUUGGGGGUUGUAACCUCCCGUGUGAGAUGAGUUGGGGGUUGUAACCUCCCGUGUGAGAUGAGUUGGGGGUUGUAACCUCUCGUGUGAGAUGAGUUGGGGGUUGUAACCUCUCGUGUGAGAUGAGUUGGGGGUUGUAACCUCCCGUGUGAGAUGAGUUGGGGGUUGUAACCUCCCGUGUGAGAUGAGUUGGGGGUUGUAACCUCCCGUGUGAGAUGAGUUGGGGGUUGUAACCUCCCGUGUGAGAUGAGUUGGGGGUUGUAAGUUUCACAUGGUAAGAGCUUUGAUUGCUAUCAGGUACGUCACUGUUGAUAUUGAAACAAUUCUAAUGUGAAAUUCAAGUGGCCUACAGUACUAAAAGGGAUUGCUCGGGUGAACAUUGUCUACAUAGUGGCAACGGUUGUUCAAGUAUUGAAUCAAGCCUUUUUUGUAAGAUUUGUGUGAAAAUGACAAGUCUGCUGUUCACUUCAGGAGAAAAAAAAGAAUCUUAGCAUUACAGCCACAUUUUAAUUGGAUGAAAUGUUUACAUAGCACAAUGUGCCAAAGCUAUUUACUUAUUUGAUUUACAUUGUCAAUACAAAGGAUGUGCCAUUGGCAUAAUGAUGACGAAUAAUAAACCAAAUCAAGAAAAUAGUAGUUUGGGACAUCAAAUAUGAUUUGUUCCUUUGAUAAAACGGUUUGCUGUAGGAUUCAAAUCACAGGGGAGGCAGCAUGGGGGUAACCAAUGUAAAAGUGUAUGUUUGUAUAUACACUACUGUACAGUAUGAACAAGCAACACCAGUGAGUGGAUCUACUGUACAACGCUUGGAAUUGUUCACUGUUUUAUAGCUAUGGCAAAACUUUUACUUUAAAUUAGGAAAAAUGUACUUAAAUAAAUGCAUUUAUAUAUGAGA